This is a messenger RNA of Klebsormidium nitens, 1598 nucleotides long. The record is from the annotation of a GenBank genome assembly. NCBI's taxonomy places the organism in Eukaryota, Viridiplantae, Streptophyta, Klebsormidiophyceae, Klebsormidiales, Klebsormidiaceae.
GUCGUUCAGAAUCGAGGUUCAAACUCGAACUUCAAGGAGCGCUUGCGGGAGCUUGCGAACAUAGGCCGCAGAAGAGGCGUCUUCAGAUUGCCUGUGCGGCACGGCAUUGCAUAUAUCUGAGGGAGUCCCAGAUCGAGGAGUGGGCGUGCAAAAGGAGAUUCCGAAAAAGACACCCGCGCCAGAAAGACAAACAUAAUCUCGAGACUAGGUUAAGUUUCAGCAAUGUCAGACAUGGAGGAAAAGAGAACAAUCCUGAAGCCUUCCAGGGUUGAGCUUUCUGCAGAGCUUCCAGAGGAAGCGAGUGAUCAGUCGAAGUCAGAACAUGCUAGCUGCAGCUUGGUAUAUACAAUUCCAUUUGCCAAGCAAUACGCUGUCGGACAAGUUGAGCACUACACACUAAUUCGUGGGCCGCAUGUUGCACUAGUUGGAGGGCUUGAUUCAACGAAUCUUGGAACUUUGAACGUCAGUUGUGACCGGGCGAGUACUUAUUCAUCCCGACCUAGCAGUACUAUUUGCAUUGUCUUCAGGAGCACAACUGUGGCUGGAGGACAAGAAACAGUUCUUGCUAAGGGCUGUCAAGUCGCAUCGGUGAUUCUGAAGACAGUGCAAGCAAAUAGCCAGGCUGUUGUGGUUUCGCCGCAGGCAUCGUCUGCUUUUGCCUGGAGCCUAGCUUUUGACUACUGGCCGUACACCAACCUAAGUAUCUCGGUCGUAGUGAACUCUGUCGCUACCAAGUACUUUUUCGCGUCUCCUGUGAAAGACAUGGUCCUUAGGAAGUCUCUGCUCGAGAAUGCUUUCCACACAGGGGAUCUGAAACUAAUCUGCAAGGAUGGUUCGAAGGUCCCUGCUCACUCUGCUGUCCUUGUGAGCAUCCCCUAUUUUGCAACAAAGUUCAAAGAGGAUUGGUCAGGGACUACUUGGAACUUGAACAAGAAACUGGACUUGGAGCUGCCCUGCCCGGUAGAUGCAACUGUCAUCCAAGCAUUUCUGCGGUAUAUCUAUGGAGAUGUCUGGUCGCUGGGAGAGCUCGACCCGUCGGACGCGUCAAUGAUGCAGGACCUGUUCUCCUUGGCUGAGGCUUGCGGUGUUCCUGAUCUCUGCUCGGCCAUCGAUGAUAUUGUUAUUGUCUCCAACGGACAAAUCAGCAGCGUCGUCCUGGCUUGAGCUGCUGAAAAAGGAACACGCUUCAGUCAUCCCGAAAAUUCGUGAAAAGGUAAGGAAAAUCGUGAGGGAUAGGUUCACUGGACCCGAGCUAUGGGAGAGCUUAACAGUGGAGCAGCUUGCACUAUUCGAAGAAGUCGCAAAGACGAACAUGAGUUGGGAGGAUUCACAACCAAAGAGCUCGAUGGAUCUUACCAAUGUCGAGCUGACCCCGUAAUUUUGAUAAUCUAGGAAGCGAGAGCUCAAGAGAGUGAUGAAACAAACCUGCCUACAAACAAGAUUUGGUGGUAGGCUCUGGAGAAGCCUGUUUGCGAAGCACCCAGUCUCGCUGGGACAAUUGGUCUCACACGCUUGGUAUAGUGAAUCUGCAUAACGUAUCAUGUGCAGCCACAUUUCGAAAAACUGUGGAGAUGGAUAUUCCUCGAUGCAAACACAAG